AUGACCCAAGUCUGUAGGUCAGGCUGGAGGCUUCUCCUCUUUCAUGUAGCUGCAGGGGCUGGUGAAGCCAAGAUCAACAGGUCAGAGAGCAGGGCUCUUGCUCACAGGCUACGAAGAUUGAUAAAUCCCAAGAUCGGCAGGCAAGACUGCAGCCUCCUUAUCCUUUUCCAUCCAUAUAGUUUUUAUUCCUUAACAGUUUCAGAAGAGUUGCCUUGUUUCCUGCCAGUCUGUGGUUUGGAUAAUCAGGCUACGUUAUUUGAAAAUAUAGGUCUUAUGAGAUAUGAAGAAUUGUUUUCCAUGUUACUGGAACUGGACUACACACAACCAAUUUCAGAUGAAAACAUCACAGUGACUGAUACAACCUUUAGUGAUAUUCCAGUACGUUUGUACUUCCCAAAGGGGGAGUCAGAAAGCCCGAGACGAGCUGUAAUUUUUGUUCAUGGUGGAAACUUUGCUUUGGGAAGUUAUAAGCUCACAUCCUAUGACAUGCUGAACAGAUGGACGGCAAACAAACUUGAUGCUGUUGUUGUGGGAGUGGAUUAUCGACUAGCUCCUAAAUAUCAAUUCCCUGUUGCUCUGGAAGACGUCUUUGCUGCAGUUAAGUUCUUUUUACAAGAUAAAAUUCUCACAAAAUAUGGAGUGGAUCCCACCCGAAUCUGUGUUUCAGGAGACAGUUGUGGGGCUUCAUUUGCAACAAGAGUGAUUCAACUGAUGAAGAAUAAUCCAGAAUUCAAAAUUAAAAUUAAGGCACAGGCUUUAGUUUACCCUCAGCUACGGACACUUGAUUUAUACACACCAUCUUUUCGAGAAAAUGAGCAUGGUCCAUUACUGUCAAGGGAUAUGGCACUUAAAAUUGGAUGUCUAUAUUUGACCACGGAUGAAGUGUGUUUCCGGGCACUUAAAGCAAACCAACAUAUGCCACAGGGAUCAAGACAUCUGUUCAAGUUUGUCAACUGGAGUAUCUUCCUUCCCGAGAAAUACAGAAAGAACCAAGUUUAUACUGAACCUAUUCUUGGAAGAUUUGACUUCUCACAUCCAGGACUUAUGGAUGAUAGGUUAUCAUCCUUGUUGGUUAAUGAUACCCUGCUACAAAAUUUGCCAUUAACUUACAUCCUUACCUGCCAACAUGAUGCCGUAAGAGAUGAUGGCCUUAUGUAUGUCACACGGCUUCGAAAAGUUGGAGUUGAAGUUGCUCAUAACCAUAUAGAAGAUGGAAUCCAUGCAGCAAUAUCAUACUUGGGACCACCAUUUUAUUUACAUCUAGGAAUUAGAAUAAGAGAUAAGUAUAUUAGUUGGCUAGACGAAAAUCUAUAA
Molecule: messenger RNA, 1314 nt
Organism: Loxodonta africana (African savanna elephant)
Lineage: Eukaryota; Metazoa; Chordata; Mammalia; Proboscidea; Elephantidae
Product: arylacetamide deacetylase-like 2
Exons: 6
Coding region: 1-1314 (437 amino acids)
Cellular component (GO): membrane
Molecular function (GO): carboxylic ester hydrolase activity
Source: RefSeq, a predicted model, not a curated record